Hippoglossus stenolepis (Pacific halibut) is the source of this 2078-nucleotide messenger RNA. Its product is annotated as cilia- and flagella-associated protein 74-like. Lineage: Eukaryota; Metazoa; Chordata; Actinopteri; Pleuronectiformes; Pleuronectidae. The transcript has 15 exons. The coding region runs from base 465 to 2078 and encodes 537 amino acids. The record is from RefSeq and is a predicted model, not a curated record.
CUUGCUUUCCGUCUCCAUGGAAACAGUAACAAGCGGAUGAAGUUUGCGGUUCGAGGAAGAAGGAUGUGCCUGGGCCACACUUCAGACUCCUAACAGCGACACAGAACAAAUGACAUAAAAAUAUUUUUUUCAAAGCCAAAGAAAUCCAUUCUCCAUGGAAAAAUAAGUUGACUGGUCAGCACAUAAUGUAGACGAGUGUUUGGGCUACCCACACUAGGUUUCCCUAAACAUCAAGGAGAACAAGAAGAGUCUCGGGGCAAAUCAUGUCAAGACUGCCAAGGUGAUGUAACCAGUUUUUGAUGUCAACGGCAGUGUGACAACAAAGACAGCUGCCUCUAAAUAGUGUCGCAACAAAGGCAGCUGCCGCUGUUUAAAUGCCUUCACACAUCAGUGGCAGUUUCUGUUGACACCGGAAGUGCCUUACGAGCUACCGCUGCCACGAUUUGAGCUUGCCCUUAUUGCACAUGAUGUCAGAUAAAGGUUCACACCAGGAGCCUCCUCUUCCUCCUGAUUUGGAUUGGCUAGAACAGUUGUCUGAAGAGGACGAUGGUGACCUUGUGGCUGCGGCUGAUUAUGGUCAGAAGAGGAGUAAUGACGAGACAGCACGGAUGUUCAAGCUGAGGCGAAACCUGGACCAGCUGGACUCUUUCCACCGACAGAAGGAGCAUGGCGUGCUGAAAACCAGAGAAGAGCUGAAACUCUGUAGUGAGAAUGUUAAAAGUUUGGAGGAGCAGAGGGAUACUUUGGAGGAAGAGAUAGACCAACAGAAAGCAGCAGACAACAGCGUGGCAGUGUUUCGUUUACGAACCCAGCACAAGCAUUUGUGUCAAAAGCUGCAGAGUGAAGAGGAGCUGGAAGGCCGCAUCAACACUGAGCUGAAGCAGCUAAAACGGGAGCUGAAUGAGGUGGAGGUGGAGCUCAGCAGAUUCUCUUCGCUCCGGCAGGAGCUGCAGGAGGAGGAGCUGCUCUUCCAGGACCUUAAGGUCCAGAAGGCAGCAACAAGGCUGCGGCAGGAAAGAGAAGCAACCCAGAACCUUCAGCUCAAGAUUCAGCAACUCAAGGACAAACAGGUCAUCAUGAAGAAAAAAGAGGAGCGUGAAUGUCAGAAGAAAAUUGAAGAGCACCAGGCGAACUGCAAGAUAACAGCCAAGUACUUGAAAGAGACCAUUAAAAGGCUGCAUCAGGAGGAGGCAGAGAAGGAGGAACAGAACAGACAGUUACAGGAGAAGAGGAUACAAGCUGUCGAGUCACUGAAAUCCAACAUAGCAGCCACACAAGAGAGCUUUCGGAUCAAACAAAGCAGAGCUAAAGCAAAUGCCCAGGAGAAAGAACAACAACAAAAACAAUUGAGAGAAUCCCUGGAGUUCCAAGGCAUUAACAGUUUCAGGCAUAUGCACCAACAGAAACAACUCGAGACGAUAAAACAAAAACAAGAGGAAUUCGAAGAGAGACAGAAGUCAAAGAAGGUGAUUGUCGAAAAAAUCAUCCAGAAGGAACAGCUGGUGAAGAGCAGAACGAGGCAGCAGGCGAAACUGCCUAAUAUCUCAAGCACUGACAAGUUGUCAUCUCUGGGGAGGGUAGGAGACUGGAACUACCUGGAACCCAGACCCCCACCAGCCACAGAGGAGAGAGCCACAGCUCAGUUGAGAGAGACAUGUGGCCUCAGCAGCUCAUCGUCAGCUUCCUCUGAUGAUGAGGACCCAGAGGAAACCAUGCGCCAGGAAGUGGACCACCUGAGUCUCGCUGACAGCUUGGCUCAGCCUGAGUGUUCUGGGCUGUGGGACGAGAAGUACAAGAAACUCCUCAAUGAGAAGACAACCCUGGUGCAAACGGAAGUGAAGCAGGAAGAAGCUGCAAUGACCAGUGGAAAGCUCAACGUGCCUGCAAAACAAGUUCAUGGAAAAAAGUGGAAAGGGCCUUCAUUCAUCAGCAAACCAGAGGUCAUCCUCUUCAAGGACUUUGAAGUGGGGAAAAUGUACAAGAAGAAAUUUGUUCUGACCAACACCAGCUACAUCAAGAACCACUGCAAGCUUGUCGGGGUCUCUGCUCAGCUGAAGGAUUGUAUCUCUAUCAAGUAA